Molecule: messenger RNA, 2565 nt
Organism: Papaver somniferum (opium poppy)
Lineage: Eukaryota; Viridiplantae; Streptophyta; Magnoliopsida; Ranunculales; Papaveraceae
Product: polyadenylate-binding protein-interacting protein 4-like
Exons: 16
Coding region: 446-2212 (588 amino acids)
Biological process (GO): cytoplasmic stress granule assembly
Cellular component (GO): cytoplasmic stress granule
Molecular function (GO): RNA binding
Source: RefSeq, a predicted model, not a curated record
CUUCUUAAGGACUCCCCAGUCCCGAUUUUCUUCCCUCUUUUCAAAACCCUAAUAUCAUCUCUCCGAAUCUCGAUCAGUUUCGUUUCGCGCUUCCAAAACCCUGAAAUCGAUUCUGACUUCUGAUCCUUCAGUUUCUUCAUCACCAAAUCCUAACCCUAGAAAAACAACUCGUAGGAGGAGCAGAAGAAGGAAGAGGAAGAGGAGGAAAUUUGCUCCGAAUUAGUUCGAGCUUGAUAAGAUACAGUGCUUAAACUAUAUCUGGAGGUUUCUGUUUUGUUGGACUUGCCCAUCAAGGAGGAAACAACAAGAAAAACUGUUGAACAUAUUGAAUCUCAAAAGGGUUAAGCUGGAUCGAGCAGUAAUUAUGAGGGAUCUUGAGCAUAAUUAGCAGAGUUUCCUACUUUGGAGAUGUUACUAAUUGUUGGGUGAGUAGCUGCUGUAGAGAAUGAGUCUGCAACAAGCUGGACAGCCCAGGCCUACUGCGAAUGGGACUGGUCGUCGAAGAGGGGAACGGGAAACAGGGUUUCGGUCAGGAAGUAAUUUUCCUACCGAAAAGCCAAAUCAUGGAAUGGCCAUUGUUGGAGGUAUACUGAAUGGAAGCAUAGAGGGAGGCCUUGAAGGUCCUUCACGUGAUCGAUUGAUAUAUUUGGCAGCGUGUCUUAUCGGACAUCGCGUGGAGGUUCAAGUGAAAAAUGGAUCUAUAUUUUCUGGGAUACUUCAUGCAAUGAAUGCCGAAAAUGAUUUUGGAAUUGUCCUGAAAAUGGCUUCUCUAACCAAAGAUGGUUUGUCCAAAGGACAUAAGCCUGGUUCUGAUUCUAUUAGCAAGGCACCUUCAAAGACUUUGAUAGUACCUGCUAAAGAACUUGUGCAAGUCAUUGCAAAGGAUGUGUCGGUAACUGGCAGUGGAGUGAAAAAUGAUGGACACCAUGAAGGACGUCAGGACCUUAUGAUAGACUCCUACAUAUCUAAAUCUCAAUUUGUUGAUGCGGGGAGAGAACUGGCACCCUGGGCACCUGAUGAAGAUGAUUUGCAGUGUCCUGAAUUGGACAACAUAUUUGAUGGCCCCUGGAAUAGUAGGAAAUGGGAUCAGUUUGAAACUAAUGAGGCAUUAUUUGGAGUUAAGAGUACCUUCGACGAGGAACUAUAUACGACAAAACUUGACAGAGGCCCUCAAAUGAGAGAGCGAGAAAGAGAAGCUUCCAGAAUAGCUAGAGAGAUUGAGGGGGAGGAUACUAAAGAUAUGCACUUAGCUGAGGAAAGAGGUCGUCACUUUGAUUUUGAUGUGGAUGAGGAGACCAGAUUCUCAUCAGUCUUGAGGACAGUGGAUGAUAGUGGAUACGAUGAUGAUGAGGAUAUUGUAUUAGAUACUCACAAUAUGGAGACCUUUGGUGAUUCUUCAGGUGCAGCAUCUAAAAGAUCCUUUUCUGAUGUGGCUAGAGGGAAGACGGACAAUCUUGGUCCAUCACCGAGCUCUUCGUCAGUGGCGGAUGAAGCACAUUCUCGCUUCAAUGCUGGUCGGGAUCACUUCUCUGCUUCUGGUGAUCGUGCAAGACAAAUUGAUAGUGAGAGCACUCAGAGCAGGGUGUAUGAGAACAAAUUCAAAGAACUGGAUGGUCGGAAGAACGGCGCAAAAGAGUUAGUGGAAAGAAAACCUGUCAAUGAAGCUCAAACACAAAACCUUGAAGGGUCUAGAAAAUCUCAGGUUACAACACAGCAUGUACAUCCUCGAGGACGUCCAGGGAGUUCAGCGUCUUCUACUGCAGAGUCUGCGCAGAGUGGGGUUGCCCCGACUUUGGGUCGUCCUGGUUUGUCACCUAGCUCCUCCAUGGGGUCAUUGUCUUCCGAGAAAUCAACUUUAAAUCCUUUUGCAAAGGAGUUUAAACUUAAUCCAAAUGCAAAGAGUUUCACUCCCUCACCAGCACCAAUACGGCCUCCUUCUCCGGUAUCUGAUAGUUCAUAUUACUAUCCAAACAAUGUUUCUCCUGUCCAACAUAUGCACGGACUACCUGUUGGUGUCGGGAUGGGGACAUCAUAUGGCGGACCCCAGCCUGUUAUGUACACUCCACAAGUUGCACCUAUACAACCAGCUCAGACAUUUUUGCACCCUAAUGGACAACUGUAUGGACAGCAGAUGAUUGUUGGCCACCCUAGGCAAGUACUAUACAUGCCAAGCUAUCCUCCGGACAUGCCAUACAAGGGAAGAGAUUUCUAACUACACUGAAUAACUUAGCUCACCUGGGUUUCUUGGUCUCUGAGGCUGGUUGUUAGCAACUGCUGAUAUGACAGAAGAAGAAUGAGGAGUCUUUACAUAGACUUGGGGGAGAAAGUCAAGUCCCUUCCUUUGCGCCUGCGGCUGCGCCACUGUUCUUACAAGCAAUCAACUAGUUCUUUUUAAGGUAACUAUUUGGAGCCGUGGAAGGCAGAAUUUAAAUUUCAACACUUGGUGGCAAGUUUAUUCCCAUAUCAUCAGUCAUCCAGCCUCGUCGUCUCCAUCCUGUUUGUAUCUUGUAAAAUCUGUGUGUUGUACUUGGUUUGUUCUUUUUCAAGUUUUUUUUUACUUCUGGA